GCUGUAUAUAUAAGCCAUCUGUUCCUCCUCCGUUGUUGUGAAAUCGCCUCCCACACACAAGAACGACUCAUCGCGCGCUUCCUUGGCUGCACUCCUCGGAGCUCCAGCGUUGGAAUCGGCCAUGGAUCCACGGCUGCACUACUCCAGGCGACUCCUGCUACAGCUGCAGGGGCCGGCCGCGUGCCCGUCGCCCGUCCCCGCGACGCCCAGCGCCGCCGUUCUUCUGGACGCUCGGCCGGGCCCGGCACCGGCAGCGGCAGGCGACCUCAACUCCGACACGAUCCUCACGAUCGCGCUCCUCACGUGCGGCAUCGUCGCGGCGCUCACGUUCCGCGUCGUGUUCCAGUGCGCGCUCCGCGUCACGCGCGGCGCGUGCUGCGGCGGAUCCGACGACGCGGCGCAGGACGACGACGACGACGACGUCGAGGAGCGGCAGCACGCGGGCGGAGGCGCGGGGCCGGCGCAGCUGCCGCAGGGCGCCCUGGCGCGGCACGGGCACGGGCACGGGAACGGGAGGAAGCAGCCGCGGCGGCUCCCGGCGGCGCUGGUGCAGGCGCUGCCGUGCCUGGCGUUCUCGGCGGGGCUGGAGCUGGCCGGGUCGUCGCGGUCGGAGUGCGCCAUCUGCCUCGCCGAGUUCGCGCGCGGGGAGGCGGUGCGCGUGCUGCCGCGCUGCAACCACGGCUUCCACGCGCGCUGCAUUGACCGCUGGCUCGCGGCGUGGCCGACGUGCCCUACCUGCAGACAGGCGCCGUUUGCCGAGCCCACCGUGUUACUGUAGCCAUACAACUACAGGCGCUGUGGCCUAUGGGGUCUGGGGCCAGUCGCCGUGGAAUACUGGUCAUAUUUAGGCGAUCGCGUGCGUGACUGUGUGGAGCCAUAGCCCUUGGCGCGGUCGUUUGUAGUGUUUGUACAUUAGCAGUGUGCUAACGUAAUAUUGGCAGCGCGUUACAUGGUCUCAGUAAAAUAGAUUUGUGGUUCCUAAA
Sorghum bicolor (sorghum) is the source of this 983-nucleotide messenger RNA. Its product is annotated as RING-H2 finger protein ATL72-like. NCBI's taxonomy places the organism in Eukaryota, Viridiplantae, Streptophyta, Magnoliopsida, Poales, Poaceae. Gene Ontology annotation, molecular function: transferase activity. Gene Ontology annotation, biological process: protein ubiquitination. The transcript has a single exon. Bases 122 to 778 code for a protein of 218 amino acids. The record is from RefSeq and is a predicted model, not a curated record.